AUGCUGCCCAAGUUCCUGAGUUCUAAGGGGCUGAGAAGGGGGGCUGCAAUUUUGCAGCCUUACAAGGAGUACUUGAACAUUUUCUCCUUCAUCAGCUGCCUGCAGGCGACCCUGCUUCUGAGUGAAUAUGUUUAUGCCGAACAUGUUGGGAGCGUCCUGUUGAAGGCGCAUUCCUUCCAUGUUGCCAUCGAAUUCAUCGAAGGAGCAUCAAGGAUAUUGUCAUCCUUCUAUCAGCGGAAGCCGGCAGACACGGUCUUCACGUACGGGUAUGGCCGAUUCCCGAUCCUCCUGGAAUAUUGCUGUGCUACCGUGAUCGUCAUGCUGUGCUCAACCCUUGCGAUCGACGCGUUGGUGCGGUUGAAAUAUACGACACCUGCACGAGACAACGCCCCUUGUGAUUUCGAACAGAAUCACCUUCACACCACUGAUCUUACUGUGCCGUCCUGCCUGUUUGCCACUUUCUUCCUUGCUAUCGUCACUAUGGCACACAGGGCAAAACAGUUUUCAAACCGUUACAACUAUGUGUAUCAAACCAACACGGACACUGGUUCCAAGUCGCUGCUCGCAGUGUUGGGAAGGAGGCGCUUGAUCUUGAACUUUCUCACAUCCUUGAUGAUUGUUGCUUCAUCGUUCAUGCUGAGAUGGACCAAGCUGAAUGCUGUGGACUCGAUUGCUGGAUUUUUCCUAAUCCUCAUGGUCAUCCCAGCAUUGCAUCAGAUUGUCACCCGCACUUGUCCCAUCUUGCUUCAAAAAGCCCCAGCUGGACCGAGAGCAGCCUUCGACAAGGCCACGAGGGAGAUAGCUACGUUCGAAGAAGUCGUCGAGUGCUCUAGCGAGCAUUUCUGGGUGCAAUCGCCCGGAGUCAGUGUGGGGACUGUCGCUGUCCGACUUCGCAGUCAGGUCGACACACAAGAAAUCUUGAACCGGAUUCGCAACCGAUUUGCAGGGGCCGUGACAGAACUUACUGUGCAGAUUGAGACGGCAGACUCGUUCGGCUCAGCCCCGCGAGUUUACACAAACAGGCCUUACGAUGAUACCAAUCUGACAGCAAGAAUUUAG
Messenger RNA from Guillardia theta CCMP2712, 1059 nucleotides. RefSeq lists its product as hypothetical. The record is from RefSeq and is a predicted model, not a curated record. Gene Ontology annotation, cellular component: Golgi apparatus; membrane. Gene Ontology annotation, molecular function: zinc ion transmembrane transporter activity. The coding region runs from base 1 to 1059 and encodes 352 amino acids. Lineage: Eukaryota; Cryptophyceae; Pyrenomonadales; Geminigeraceae. The transcript has a single exon. Gene Ontology annotation, biological process: zinc ion transport; intracellular zinc ion homeostasis; transmembrane transport.